Messenger RNA from Rotaria socialis, 843 nucleotides. NCBI's taxonomy places the organism in Eukaryota, Metazoa, Rotifera, Eurotatoria, Philodinida, Philodinidae. The record is from the annotation of a GenBank genome assembly.
AUGUCUGAAAGUUGGGUUCAAAUUCAAGCAGAAGAAGUCGAAGCAUUAUGUAGUAUUUUCGAUGAAAAACAAUGGAAACGAGAUGAAAAUUCUAGUAAAAGAACAUACACAUUAACUAUUGAUCAUCGACCUGAACGCGCAAUCAGUAUGGAGUUAACAUUUGUUGAUGGUUAUCCAAUAGAUGAGCCACUUAUAUAUAAUCUUAGAGGACCGUGGUUGAGAGGUGAAGAACGGCAAGAAUUAAUAAAUAUCUUAGAAAAUAUUUAUCUGGAAAAUAUUGGCAAGCCCGUAGCAUUUUUAUGGGCUGAUGCUCUUCGAGAUUUUGUUGAUAGAUCAUCAAAUAGCAAUGAAACUGUUACUGCACAGCCAAUUGAACCGAUGGUUUCACAAUGUUCGAUAUCCGCAGCAACUGCAACUCUACCACCUAUCUAUAGUGAUGAAACAUUUGAAGAUCGUAAAAGUGUCUUUCAAGCACAUCUAAGUCCUGUACAUAGUAAAGAAGAAGUUCAACUUGUUCUCAAUAAAUUAAAAGAAAAUAAAAAAAUUGCUAAUGCUACUCAUAAUAUGUAUGCAUACAGAAUAUGGGAUGAAAAACGUAAUGCAGUAUUGGCUGACUGUGACGAUGAUGGUGAAACAGGUGCUUCUAGUCGAAUGCUUCACUUAAUGGAUAUUGCAGAUAUUAAAAAUGUAUUAGUCAUUGUCUCACGAUGGUUCGGUGGUAUACUUUUACAUAAUGACCGAUUUAAACAUAUUAAUAAUGCGUGUCGAAUGAUUUUAGUUAAUCAUAGUUAUAUAAAAAAGGCUCCCGAUGCGAUAAAAAACAAAUCUCAUAAAUCACCUUAG